CUCCUGCUACUACUGUCACAAGUGAAAGAGUCACGGAGCUGGCUGAGCGCGAGGAAUAGCUGAGGCUGCAGAGCUGACACUCAUCUGGAACCACAAGAGCUGACACUCCAUCUAGAACUCUAUCCUGGGCCACAAGAGCUGACACUCCAUCCUGAACUCUAGCCUGGGCCACAAGACCUGACACUCCAUCCUGGGACACUAGAGCUGGCACUCCAUCCAGAACCACAAGAGCUGACACUCUAAUCUGGGCCAGAAGAGCUGACACUCUAUCCAGGACCACCUGUCAGCCCCCACUACCUUCCUUCCAUGUGCUCCAAGAUGGAGCAGCCCUUCUACCACGAUGACUCCCUGCUGUCUGCCUACUCCCGCCCUGACGCCGGGCUCCUGAAGGGCCCCCUGGGGCCAAUGUCGGACUCCUACCGUGUCCCCAAGCACGACCUGUCCUACUACCCGAGCCAGGUGUCCCCGUCCAGUCUGAAGAUGGCAGCCCCGGAGCUGGAGAGGCUCAUCAUCCACAGCGGCCCCGGGGUCAUCAAUGGGCCGGGCGCUGGACAGCUCUACUGCGCCCACCGCGGAGGGGGCAUGACGGAGGAGGAGGAGGGCUUUGUGGACGGCUUCGUGAAGGCUCUGGAUGACCUGCACAAGAUGAACAGAGAGGGGCCCCCCAAUGUGUCACUGGGGGCCGGGACUGGGCCUAUGGGUGGUGGGGUAGCAUCCCAAGCCAACAGCAUCUAUGGAGACACUGCAGUCUACACCAGCCUGGCCAACUACCACCCCAGCUGCUACAGGCAACCCUCAGCCACCAUCAACUACCUGCCCCAGGGGCAUGGGGGCUAUGGGGUAUCUCCCUUCAAAGAGGAGCCCCAAACCGUGCCAGAGGCUGGAGGGAGCAUGUCUGACAGCAGAGACAGCACCCCAGCUCCCAUGUCUCCCAUCAACAUGGAGGAGCAGGAGAAGAUCAAGGUGGAGAGGAAGAGGUUGAGGAACCGCCUGGCUGCCACCAAGUGUCGCAAGAGGAAGCUGGAGAGGAUAGCCAGGCUGGAGGACAAGGUCAGGGAGCUGAAGAGUGAGAACAAUGGGCUGAGUGGCACAGCUGGGGCACUCAGGGAGCAGGUGGAGCAGCUAAAGGUCAGGGUGAGGGAGCAUGCCAGGCAUGGGUGCCAGCUUCUUCUGGGUAGCAAAGGGCACCAAGUGUUCUGAGAACAGAGAUCUGGGACCUCUCAGAAAGACUAGCUCUAUUCUUGCAGAUCUCACUAAUACGAUCAAACAACCCCUGCUUGUAGGGACAGACUGACAUUCAUGGUUUACUGGAUCUUCUGGUGGGGGCCCUUCCCAUCUUGCUGCUCCCCACCCCUCCAGUACUGCUCUCAUUCUUUCCACCAGCAAGGAAGAAGACUUGCAGAAGAUGAGGGAACUCACUGACCAUCAAACUUGGUCCUCAAAGGAAGAAAAAGACUUGAAUACUAGACUGUCACCCCUCCCUAUGCAGCCAGGUCAAGGAGGUGGUUUCAAAGUUUGCCAGAGACUUAAAAAUAUGCAUGUUUACUCCAGUGAGAACUAGAUUUGGCACCCCAGAUGUUUGUGGACUGUGUGAGCACCAUUUAAAACUUAGUUCACAAACAUCAGGGGUGCCAAGGAUAGUGCUUACUAAUUCACCAUUUGGCAUUCAAAGUGUUAAUGGUCUCUGUGGGUUUUUCUCUUCCCUUAGCACUUAAACUAAACAUCGUGUCUUCCCAAUUUCUGGUUUUAAGAAUAACCAAAUGUUUGCAGUUCUAUAUCUGAAAAUAAGGAAGGGUUUGCAAAUCAUGUGACUGUAUCUUGUGAAUGGGGGAGAGGGGACUAGCUGGUAAUAUGGAAAAAGGGACCAGUCAUCUAUUGUCUAUAAAGAUCCUAUGGAUCUCUUAAUACACACUCUGGAAAGUGCUGUAUGUCGAGAUUCUUAGUAUGUACACACUGAUAGAACAUGCUGCACUAUAUAUUAGUAUGGAGUAUCUUGAAUGGUUACUCUUACAUUCUUUACCACAAUUUGAGAAUCAACUGGAUGUCUGUAAAAUAUAUUUUUAUUAAAUGCAGCAAACAAAAGGAACAAUUUUAUAUUUUAAUGUUCGUGGAAGUUUACAAAAAUAACACUUUUUAUUGUUUGUUUUGAAGCUGGUAGCUCUGUUGUAUAGCAUUGCAGAGCAGUGUUUUCUCCUGUUAAAACAGAGCGUUGGUUUAACCCCCUGAAUGCCAGUGAGGUGGACAGCAUCUGACACUACCCUGGCACUCAGGGGGUUCCAAACAAAAUCUGCUUUUAUAUAUUUUUAUUUUUUUUCUUAAGCGUGGGGUUU
Messenger RNA from Pelobates fuscus (common spadefoot toad), 2330 nucleotides. It is a transcript of the gene JUNB, whose product is annotated as JunB proto-oncogene, AP-1 transcription factor subunit. The transcript has a single exon. NCBI's taxonomy places the organism in Eukaryota, Metazoa, Chordata, Amphibia, Anura, Pelobatidae. Gene Ontology annotation, biological process: regulation of cell population proliferation; regulation of transcription by RNA polymerase II; regulation of cell cycle. Gene Ontology annotation, cellular component: transcription regulator complex. Gene Ontology annotation, molecular function: RNA polymerase II cis-regulatory region sequence-specific DNA binding; DNA-binding transcription factor activity, RNA polymerase II-specific; transcription factor binding. Bases 307 to 1200 code for a protein of 297 amino acids. The record is from RefSeq and is a predicted model, not a curated record.